AUGGAUUAUCGUCUAUCAGCUUUCUUCUGCGUUAUACUUAUUGUGAUUGUUGCAGCCAUUCCUUAUGAGCAAGUAAAAGUUGAUCGGGAGAAGCGUGAUGUUAUAGACUCUAUGAAGAAUGCGUGGACGGAGGUGGUGAAGACCUUGACUGAUGCUGGCGAUGCCGUAGUUCAUGUAUUCAAACCGACGGAAAGGAGCACCCUCGAUAAAUUAGCCGACAGUGUGAAAGGCCUCACGCAAUAA
Arctia plantaginis is the source of this 243-nucleotide messenger RNA. NCBI's taxonomy places the organism in Eukaryota, Metazoa, Arthropoda, Insecta, Lepidoptera, Erebidae. The record is from the annotation of a GenBank genome assembly.